Prunus armeniaca (apricot) is the source of this 2631-nucleotide messenger RNA. The record is from the annotation of a GenBank genome assembly. Lineage: Eukaryota; Viridiplantae; Streptophyta; Magnoliopsida; Rosales; Rosaceae.
AUGGAAGGCAAAGCUACCAGUUUAGCAAAUCUCUUGCAGGGUUGCAUAGACAAGAAAGCCCAUUUGGCCGGCAAGCUCAUUCAUGCUUUCAUAUUACGUAGCAAUGGCCUCUUGUCGAAUACUUUCCUCUCUAACCGCCUCGUUGAGUUGUACUCUAAAUGUGGUAAUAUCGGUUAUGCAGACCGGGUGUUUGAUAAAAUGCCUCACCGAGACGUGUAUUCUUGGAAUGCCAUAUUGGGUGGCUACUGUAACUUUGGGAGUAUAGAGGAUGCUCAGGAGUUGUUUUUGAAAUUUCCUGAGAGAAACACCGUUUCCUGGAACACUCUGAUUAGUGCGUUAGUCCGGCAUGGGCAAGAGGAAACUGCAUUGGGUGUUUAUGAUACAAUGAUUUUGGAGGGAUUCAUGCCUACCCGUUUCACGUUGGCGAGUGUGUUUAGUGCGUGUGGAGCAUUGUUGGAUGUGGAGCAUGGUAGGAGAUGUCAUGGUCUUGCCAUCAAAAUUGGUCUUGAGGAGAAUAUUUAUGUGGGCAAUGCUAUACUCUCCAUGUAUGCAAAAUGUGGACUUAUUAGGGAUGCAAUUCGGGUUUUUGGUGACAUGGCUGAGCCUAAUGAAGUUACUUUUACGGCUAUCAUGGGUGGGUUAGUGCAGACGGACAGAGUCAUGGAGGCUUUGGAAAUGUUUAGAAUGAUGUGUAGGAAAGGGGUUCGUAUUGAUUCUGUCUCGUUGUCGAGCAUCUUGGGUGUUUGUGCGAAAGGAGGAGGAGGAGGCGGCGAGUAUCGUCUUGAUGAUCAGGGUGAUGGAUUUCCAUGUAAUGUGAAUGGACAACAAAUACAUGGUCUUACAAUUAAACUUGGAUUUGAGGGAGAUCUUCAUUUGAACAAUUCAUUGCUUGAUAUGUACGCUAAGAAUGGGGAUAUGAAUAGUGCUGAGAAGGUUUUUGCUAAUUUGCCAAAAGUCAGUAAUGUGUCUUGGAAUAUCAUGAUAUCUGGGUAUGGCCAGAUAUGCGAGACUCAGAAAGCUUUAGAAUAUCUGCAAAGAAUGCGAUCUUGCUGUUUUGAACCAGAUGAGGUUACUUAUAUUCAUAUGCUUGCAGGAUGUGUCAAGUCUGGUGAUAUAAAAAGUGGCCGUCAAAUGUUUGAUAACAUUUCAUGCCCAAAUGUGAGUUCAUGGAAUGCCAUUCUCUCUGGCUAUUUUCAGAGUGGGGACCACAAGGAGGCAAUCAAGCUUUUCAGAGAAAUGCAGUUUCAACAUGUGCCACCUGAUCGAACUACCUUGGCAGUUGCCCUCAGCUCCUGUGCAGCAAUGGGGCUUCUGCAGGCUGGAAAAGAAAUACAUGCUGCCUCACAAAAGGCUGCCUUUCAAACAGACGUGUAUGUUGCAAGUGGACUUCUUGGAAUGUAUUCAAAGUGUGGUCAGACAGAAAUGGCAAAGCACAUAUUUCAUAAUAUGCUUGAAUUAGAUAUUGUUUGUUGGAACUCUAUGAUAGCAGGUCUUUCGCUCAAUUCUCAAGAUAAGGAAGCUUUCACUUUCUUUAAGCAGAUGCGGCAUGAUGAGAUGAGACCUACCCAAUUCACUUAUGCUACUGUACUGAGUUGUUGUGCGAAGCUGUCUUCUUCAUUUCAAGGGAAGCAGGUUCAUGUUCAGAUGACAAAAGAUGGAUAUAUGAGUGAUCUCUUUGUAGGGAGUGCUCUCAUUGAUAUGUACUGCAAAUGUGGUGAUGUAGAUGAGGCCAGGAAAUUUUUUGAUAUGAUGCCUAGUAAAAAUACUGUUACUUGGAAUGAAAUGAUACAUGGGUAUGCUCAAAAUGGACGUGGAGAUGAAGCUGUUCUGCUUUACGGGGACAUGAUUGGAUCAAGUCAGAAACCUGAUUGUAUAACUUUUGUUGCUGUUUUGACUGCUUGUAGCCAUUCCGGAUUGGUCGAUGCAGGCAUUGAAAUAUUCAAUUCUAUGGAACAAGAACAUGGAGUGGUGCCAGUUUUGGAUCAUUAUACUUGCAUUAUUGAUGCUCUAGGUCGUGCUGGUCGUUUCCAUGAAGCAGAAGUCCUGAUAGAUGAGAUGCCAUAUAAAGAUGAUCCAAUUAUAUGGGAGGUUUUGCUGAGCUCUUGUAGGGUUUAUGUUAAUGUGGGGUUAGCAAAAAGAGCAGCAGAUGAACUCUUCCGCUUGACCCCAAAUAAUUCAGCCCCUUAUGUGCUUCUGGGCAAUAUUUAUUCUUCUUUAGGAAGAUGGGAUGAGGCAAGGGACGUGAGAGAUCAAAUGAGUGACAAACAGGUCAUUAAGGAUCCAGGUUAUAGCUGGAUUGAAUAUGAUAAGGGCAAGCAAACCGGUAUGGAGGAUGAUAAUUUUAUGAACAAAGUCAAAACAUUUCUCUUGGUGCUUCUUCACGUGGUAUUCUCCUUAUGGAAGCUUGGGAACCAUAAAGAGAAGGUUUUAACGCUGCAGCAUGCAUUUCUCAAGAACCUCACUGCCCCUGCUAGGUUUGCAUCACUGGCAGGCUACUUCAGAAGGUUUUCAUCUCACAGGCAUAUUACCUUUGCAAGUGCCUUUUGCUGCUGGAACAGAUGGCCUUUGGUUUCAUCAUCGAGAGCACAUGUUAUAUUUGCAGCUGACUAUUGUUACAUCAUCACCAUAUAG